AUGCGCUCAUUCAUCAAAGCUCACCGCCGAGGAUCCUCAACCAACAUCAAUGGUGAAGUUCCCCUUGAGCUGAACACAAACUCAGGAACAAGCACUUCAAUAUCUGCUGAUAAUAUCCCACAAUUGCAAGCUCAACAACCAGAUGAAAAACUCCAAAAUGGCUCCAUAUCUGCAAACUCGUCUGCCCAAUCCUCUCCAAUACGGCAGUCGCCUUCAUCUCCAAUCGUCAACAAGGGUAAAAAGCUUCAUAGGCUGUUUCAAAGGAACAAGACCUCAUCACCAAAUUUAAUCAAUUUAGCAUCACCUCUAUCUCCCAAAAAAUCACCACCUCCUUCAAUCAUAGGAACAAGAAAGCAUGAAUGGGGUAAUGGGAGUAGUGAUUCCCACAAAAGUUUCAACAAGGUCUCCAGUAAUAGGCAAAGUACACAAUCUUCUCAAUCAUCAACUGCUAAUUCAUUAUAUUCACUGGAGGAUCAAAACUUUCUAUCGUCAACAUCAACUCAAAAUAAAGACGCUCUUCAAACUAAUACAAAUGAUGAUAAUGAUUUCUUGCAACUGCCCUUAAAUACUGUUUUAGAGAUCCCUAAUGAAAGUUCAUUAAGUCCUUUCAUGAGAGAAAUCCCAGAUUCUGCUGAUAUGGAUAAGAAAUCCCGUCAUAGAAGAGCACAAAUCAUCUCGGCUGAUUCAUUCAAGUUGGAAGAUCCUCCUGAAAUAAUACCUGCUCAUGAAUUACAAAAAGUGAAAGAAGUGUCGUCUCCUGAAUUGUUUAAUGAUGGAUUUGUUGAUCCUGAUGAAACUGUUGCAGAAACGAUAAGGAAUCAAAAACAAAGGAACAACAUUGUUCAAGGGGAGCAAGAUAAACAUGAUGAAUUCAGCUCUUCAUCUGAUGGUGAUAGUGAGUUUUCAUUUGAACAAGAUAAUAAAAGAGGACGUAAUGUUUCGAUAAAAUACUACAAGUCUCCAGAGGAAAGAUUCAGAGAGGAGGAAGCUAGAGUGGUUAAAGAACAAGGCUUUUAUGUCAAUGAUUUGAUUGAUGAUAAUUUUGAUGAUGAUAUGAAUUACUAUGAUGAAUAUGAUGAUGAGUUUAAUGAUGAUGAGGAAAUUUUCAAUAAGAAAUAUUUUUCCGAUGAUGAAGAUAAAGAGAUAGUACCCAAAUUUAAAACACAACCAUCGGUCAAAGAUGAUAAAAUUACACCAAAGAAUUCCAUUUCAUCAAAAUUGACAACUGCAAGCUCUAUUUUGUCCAGUAAUAAGGACAUUACUCCAUCAAAUACUUUAACCACACAUAGAAAUGGACUCAUCAAUCAAAGUAAUUCACAAAUUAAACCUAAACCAUCAUCAUUAAAAGAAGAUUUACUGAAACCAAGCAGAUCAUUAAAAUAUCAUCAAAUAUCAACAACACUGGAUCAAGAUGUUCCACAAAAUAGGUAUUCAUGGUUUAGUGAUGACGAAGAUACUCCUCAUCGGGCUGUUAAUUCUAGUUAUGAUUCAUUACUUGACGAAAUCAACAACAUCCCUGAAGAUUUUGAGUUUGGUCAUAAGGCAGAUAAUCCACAAAAUCAACAACAACCACGCUCCAAAUCAAUGAAUAGUAGUAUCAAAAGAUCAAAAGGUGUAUUUGAAGAUAAUCCUCAAAAUACAAAAUUUGAAAGUAAUAACAAAACUGUCACACUUUUCAAUCGCCCUUCAAGACAAAAUUCUGUUAAAUCAAAUGAUUCAAAUGAUGAACAACAACAAAUGUCAUUUGGAUAUAUGACACCAAAUGGGUCGUUCACUGUCCCAAAUCCAGGUUUUGCAAAUAGUCAAAAUAUUGAGUUGAGUCCAAUAACUGAAGGUUCUAUAGAUGGGUCACCAUAA
Messenger RNA from Hansenula anomala, 1857 nucleotides. RefSeq lists its product as uncharacterized. The transcript has a single exon. Lineage: Eukaryota; Fungi; Ascomycota; Saccharomycetes; Phaffomycetales; Wickerhamomycetaceae. The coding region runs from base 1 to 1857 and encodes 618 amino acids. The record is from RefSeq and is a predicted model, not a curated record.